CCGAGGGUCGCGACGGCACUUGUACUCGGCGGCCUUGAUCCAGCAAUUGCGAUGGGCAAAAAGAAGUCGAGAAAUGGACAGGCAAAGAAGGUCGACCAGACUGUCAAUGAUACACCAGACCGCGAGGAAUCCGUAACACCGGAAGACGCGGGAUCAGGAGAUUCACCCGCCGAAACACCGACAGCAGAGGACAAGGAAGUGGAAGCAGAGCAGGGUACGCCAUUAGCUGGGGCGAUAGCUGAAGCGCCAGGUGCUUUUCCAAGUGAGGAGCACGAAGAACCUGCGGAAGCGGAUGAAGUUGCGGAUGUGGAGAUCACUGGUGAGGAGGACAACCACAAGGAAAAUAUCGAUGAUCAGUCCGUUUCGAACGACGCCCCUUUCCCGAACGAACAAGAGAGCGACAAUGCGGAAGCGAAGACAUCGGCACCAACGUCAGUGUCCGAAGCAGAAGUAAACAAGGCGCCUGCAGAGGACGAUCAACCCGAAGAACCAUCAGCCGACAAACAUGAAGCGAACCCCGAAACUGAUGACGAUACAGAGGAUCCGGAGACCAAAAUCGCCACCGCGAAACCAAGUAUGGAUCUGAGAGUUGCUACGGAAAUGGCCGAGGAUGACACUCAAGCUAGAGACGAGGGGGAAACCAGGUCGACUCGACCUUCGAAUAUCGCCAUACCACCACCAAUGAUCCGUGAAUCGUCACAGUCAACUAUUAAGAAGAUCAGCAUCAACCAGGACGACCUCUCACCACGCGCGCCUCUCUCGGCUGCAACAGGCGAUAUAUCUCCUUCCGCAGAUGUAGCCACGCCGACAGUCGAACAUCCCUCGGAGCUCCCCUCGUUCGGCAAGCUUAGUAUCUCUACAAGACACUCACCCACCUCGCCGCGAUUCAACCGACGACCAUCUAUCGCCGAUCGGAGACGGUCCUCGAGUAUCUCUGCAGCAUCAGCCGCAUCCACAGCAUCAUCACGAGCUAGGUCCGAAUCGUUGGCCUCGGUAAAGAGUGUGCUGAGUGAGGAGUUGGACGAGUUUGAUGAGUUUGCGGAGGCAGGAGAAGGUGAUGACGAUUUCGGGGAUUUCGAGGCUGGAGAAGCAUUUGAUACUUUUGUUGCUCCGGCGGAGCCUCAGGUGCCGUCUAUCUACAUACCUAAUCUGACCGAUCAAGCGGAUGCAAACGCGGUGCAAAAGGAGAUAGCACCACUACUGGAUCUCAUAUCACCACGACCUCCUACAGAAGUACCACCUCCACCUCCGCUUCCAUCAGCACCUUCAAAUGAUGCCCCGCUACUCCUGACUGAGAGAAGUCUAUCCCUAUGGAAGCAGUUAACUGCUCCACCUCCAUUACAACCACCAGAUUGGAAGCGGUCACGGAUAAAGAGGUUGUUUUUGGUAUCACUCGGUGUGCCAGUUGAUUUGGACGAGAUUCUACCCCAAGAGACGAAAUUGAAGAAGCUCGUUUUGCCAUCACUGAGGUCGAAUGCCGUGGAUGGCUCAAAGGAUAGAACAGGUUCACAAUCAGAGGGAAAUGGAGCUGCGAACUUUGAUGUCCAGGCGGCAAGACAACUGGCGGCUACUUCAAGUGCUGCAGUGGAGAAUAUGUCAGAAGAUGAACUUAGAGCACACGUGAAGCGAUUGGAGGCUGUUGCACAGGAAGCGAACGAGGUCAUCACGCAGUGGCUGGCAAAGAGGGAGGCGGUCAUGAGCGACAAGGAGACGUUCGAAGCUGUCAUCGAGAAUCUCGUGGGGCACGCACAAAGGACGCGGAGGAACCGAGCGAGCAUCUUGGGUGCAUUCAGGAGCGGGACACCACCAACGAAGAAGAAGUCAAAGUAAGACUAUCUAUCCCAAAAUAUCUAUCACGUCCUCUGUCGUGCAACAAAUGUCCAAUGUCCUUACU
This is a messenger RNA of Saitoella complicata NRRL Y-17804, 1894 nucleotides long. RefSeq lists its product as uncharacterized. The record is from RefSeq and is a predicted model, not a curated record. The transcript has 3 exons. NCBI's taxonomy places the organism in Eukaryota, Fungi, Ascomycota, Saitoellomycetes, Saitoellales, Saitoellaceae. The coding region runs from base 52 to 1830 and encodes 592 amino acids.